AUGGGGCGAUUGAGAAUCGAUGCAUAUGGUACAACUCAAUUAAAGCAGCGAAUUAGUUCCUCUCAUAGAGAAUUGAAUGGUCAAUCACAAGUUCAUGAAAGUGGUUUGGGUGGAGGAGGUGGCAGCCGAAGUCUUAGUCAUAGUGCUGGCAUAGAUAGAGCUGGUGCUAGUGGUAGUACCCAAAAGCUUUCAAUUAGUGAUGCACUGUCUUAUUUAAAGGAAGAAGUUAAGGACGUGUUUCAAAGCCAAAGGGAGAAGUAUGACUUGUUCUUUGAUGUUAUGAAAGACUUUAAUGCUCAAAGAAUUGAUACUGCUGGUGUCAUAGCAAGAGUGAAAGUCUUGUUUAAAGGGCAUCCUAGAUUGAUUCUUGGAUUCAACUCUUUCUUGCCCAAGGGCUAUCAAACAAUCCUCAACAAUGAUAAUAAGGCUCCUCCAAGGAAAACAAUAGAGUUUGACGAAGCAAUCAGUUUUGUGAACAAAGUGCGGAAACGUUUCCAAAAUAAUGAUCAUGUGUACAAAUCCUUCCUAGACAUUUUGAACAUCUAUAGGAAGGAGCACAAGGGAAUCAAUGAGGUGUACCAUGAGGUUUCCAUACUUUUCAAUGACCAUCCAGAUUUGAUGGAUGAGUUCACUAGAUACUUGCCAAAUUCAGCUAUCGCCAAUCCGUUCCCACUGGAUAGGAUUAUUGGUCCUCUGAGAGACCUAGACUUGGAUGACGAUAAAACAAUGAUAAAGUUGCAUAAAGAGCAAAAGAGACGUGCUGGAAAAGAUAGCAGAGACGAAAGAACACAUGAUCAGGAUUAUAAAGAACCUGCUAAUGAGAAUGAAGGAGAUCUAAGCAUGCAGUGUCUCACUGAUAAAAUGAAAUCUGUUCUGAAGGUUGAAGAAUUUGGAGGACCUCAUGAAGAUAAAAAUGACCUGAUGAAAUAUACGUAUAGCCAAGGGUUCGCUUUCUGUGAAAGGGUAAAGGAAAGACUACGAAGUCCAACUGAUUAUCAAACAUUCUUAACAUGUCUUCGUAUUUACAGCAGAGAAAUAAUUACAAGGGAGCAGUUACAAAGUUUGGUUGCUAAUGUGCUUGGAAAACAUCCUGGUCUGAUGGAGGAUUUCAAUGAAUUUAUAGAGCGUUAUGAACGAGUUGUUGGAUUCCUUGCAAACGUAAUGAGCCAGAGAAAGUCGGAUGAAGGACAUACCUCCAAGUUAGUAAAGGGAGAGGAGAAAGAAUACAAAGAGCACAGGUGUAAAACCGAGGCUCCUCCAACUUAUCAAAUAAAAGAAGAAAAUGAAGUUCCUCUUGAAGAAGCUAUCAGCUUUGUGAGGAAAGUAAAGGUUGCCAUACUUCUCAAUGACCAUCCAGAUUUGCUUGAUGAGUUCACUAAAUUCUUGCCAGAUUCUUCAGCUCUUUCCGUGUUUAAGCAUUAUUUUGAUCGGUCAAUCAUCCUCUUUACUUCCUAA
This is a messenger RNA of Lycium ferocissimum, 1455 nucleotides long. Its product is annotated as paired amphipathic helix protein Sin3-like 2. Gene Ontology annotation, cellular component: chromatin; histone deacetylase complex. Lineage: Eukaryota; Viridiplantae; Streptophyta; Magnoliopsida; Solanales; Solanaceae. The record is from RefSeq and is a predicted model, not a curated record. Gene Ontology annotation, biological process: negative regulation of transcription by RNA polymerase II. Gene Ontology annotation, molecular function: transcription corepressor activity. Bases 1 to 1455 code for a protein of 484 amino acids. The transcript has 10 exons.